ACGUUCCUUUUCACCAUGAUGUAUUCUCCUCUCUGUCUUACUCAGGAUGAGUUUCAUCCAUUCAUUGAGGCUCUGCUGCCGCAUGUGCGAGCCUUUGCCUACACUUGGUUCAACCUCCAGGCCCGCAAACGCAAAUAUUUCAAGAAGCACGAGAAGAGGAUGACGAAAGACGAAGAGCGCGCCGUCAAAGACGAACUUCUGGGCGAGAAACCUGAGGUCAAGCAAAAAUGGGCGUCCCGUCUUCUAGCCAAACUGCGCAAGGACAUUCGGCCCGAGUGCCGCGAGGACUUCGUGCUGUCAAUCACGGGGAAAAAACCUCCUUGCUGCGUACUCUCAAAUCCCGACCAGAAGGGCAAGAUGAGGAGGAUCGAUUGCCUGAGGCAAGCCGAUAAAGUGUGGCGACUGGACCUGGUGAUGGUCAUCCUGUUUAAGGGCAUCCCUCUGGAGAGCACGGACGGAGAACGGCUUGUCAAAGGCGGGCAGUGUACCAACCCCAUACUCUGUGUUCAGCCUCAUCACAUCAGCGUAUCGGUCAAGGAGCUGGACCUCUACCUUGCGUACUUCGUACAGGAGAGAGAAGCAGAGCAGAGCAGUAGUCCGCGCACAGCUAUUGGCUCAGACCAGGAAGACAGUCGAGCAGCCACCAUGGAUGCGCCUGAAUUUCAGGAGAGCUUCGUGACGUCAGGAGUUUUCAAUGUAACAGAACUGGUGCAAGUGUCCAGAACGCCGGUGGUGACAGGGGCAGGGCCAAACUUCUCUCUGGGGGAGCUGCAGGGGCACCUGGCCUACGAUCUGAACCCAUCAGGUGUGGGCAUGAGGAGAACUCUGCCCAGCACCUCCUCCAGCGGAAGUAAGAGGCACAAAUCCGGCUCUAUGGAGGAUGACAUAGACACCAGUCCAGGAGGUGAAUACUACACUUCACCCAACUCCCCUGCUAGCAGCUCCCGAAACUGGCAGGAAGACAUGGAAGGAGGGAUUUCCCCCACUGUGAAGAAGACUGAGAUGGACAGCCCGUCUCCUCAGGAGAGCUCCCCUAGGCUCAGCAGCUUCACACAGCACCACAGACCUGUCAUCGCAGUGCACAGCGGUAUCUCACGGAGUCCGCAUCCUUCCUCGUCUUUGCACUUUCCCGCCGCCCCCAUCCUUCCCCAGUCGGCCUCCACCUAUUUCCCUCACACAGCCAUCCGCUAUCCCCCGCACCUUAGCUCACAGGACCCGCUCAAGGACCUGGUCUCCCUGGCCUGCGACCCGUCCAGUCAACAGCCCAGUCCGCUGAACGGCAGUGGUCAGGUGAAGGUGCCCAGUCACUACAUCUCGUCUCAGAUGCUGGCACCCCCGCCGCCCCCUGGCAUCCCCCGCUUGGCGCUGCCCCCUGACUCCAAAUCCAGCACCACCACCACGGACGGAGGAGCCAGUUCUCCCACUUCACCCACUUACUCUGCUCCAGGGACACCACCUGCCAACCGCUCCUUCGUAGGUAUCGGUCCACGGGACCCUGGCAGCCUCUAUCAGGCUCAGUCCUGGUAUCUGGGGAACUGAACAACCCAAGGAUAAAACAAACGGGGCAUGGACAUGGAUGUGAGAUUCAAAAAAA
Molecule: messenger RNA, 1594 nt
Organism: Chanos chanos (milkfish)
Lineage: Eukaryota; Metazoa; Chordata; Actinopteri; Gonorynchiformes; Chanidae
Gene: nfic
Product: nuclear factor I/C
Exons: 11
Coding region: 16-1539 (507 amino acids)
Biological process (GO): regulation of transcription by RNA polymerase II
Cellular component (GO): nucleus
Molecular function (GO): RNA polymerase II cis-regulatory region sequence-specific DNA binding; DNA-binding transcription factor activity, RNA polymerase II-specific
Source: RefSeq, a predicted model, not a curated record